CACACACAGUACACGGGCAAUGCAAUAGCAAGCCUGAUAUCAGCUGGAUUCGCACUGAUUGCUUGCCAGAGCUUUACGAUGGUCUUCUGCGUGGAUUCUAUUUCCGGCGACUGCUGUGCAACGAUGCUUCCUUGCUGCGCCGCAGAGGCGCCCAGGCGUCCAGCUGAGCCCUCCCAGGCUGACGAGCGAUAUCACUCGUCAUAUCCUGUCCGCACGCCUGGGACAUGAAGUGAGCAGAUCACGACACUAUGCGCUUCCUCGAAGUCGACGACGGCGACGGCUUCCGUCUCACCAGAGACUUCCCCGAGAACGAUAUCUCACGUACCUACGCGGUUCUUUCGCACACAUGGGGUGAAGAUGGGGACGAAGUUAUAUUUCAGGACAUGCAACAGGGGGGCGGGACAGACAAGCCUGGGUUUGGGAAGAUCAGGUUCUGCGCUGAGCGAGCACAAUGUGACGGUAUCAAGUACUUCUGGAUCGAUACUUGUUGCAUUAACAAGAACAACCAGUUUGAGCUUUCCAAAUCGAUUAUCUCGAUGUUUCGGUGGUACCAACGCGCGGAGAAGUGCUACGUCUAUCUCUCGGACGUCCCCCGGGACUCGAAAGAGCCAAUCCGCGACACUGAGGACUGGGAGAAAGACUUCUGCGAGAGCAGAUGGUUCAAGCGCGGCUGGACCUUGCAGGAGCUCCUUGCGCCUGCUUCGGUCGAGUUCUUUUCCAGACAUGGGGUCAAGCUUGGAGACAAGGCAGGCCUAGAGCGGCAAAUACGAGAAGUCACGAACAUACCUGUUGCAGCGCUUCUGGGCAGGCCCUUGUCUUCUUUCACCAAGCAUGAGCGGUUCUCCUGGCAACGGAGUCGGCAGACGAAAGAGGAGGAAGACAUCGUAUAUUCUCUUAUCGGCAUAUUCGACGUGUCGAUACCAGUCCUUUAUGGCGAGGGAAGGGAUCACGCUCGAACAAGGCUGGACCGCGAAAUUGACAUUUCUCGCAAAGGACCGGAUCACGAGUCAUUCUCUGUCACCUUUGCGUCCCCUGAAGUAGCCGAGACCGCACACUUCGUAGCACGGGUAUCCGAAUUACGAGAAAUACACGAGGUGCUAAGUUCCAGUGGCGUCCGGCGAGGUGUAACCAUACAUGGACUAGGCGGGAUGGGCAAGACGCAAUUGGCGAUCGCAUAUGCAAUGCAAUACAAGGACGACUACUCGGCUGUGUUCUGGGUCAAUGCUAAAGACGAAGACAGUUUGAAGCUGAGCUUCGGGAAUAUAGCAAAGCAGAUCGCUCGUGAACAUCCUUCCGCCGACGCAAUGCGUAAUGCAGCCAACAGCUCAGAUCGCGACGAAGCUGUCAAUGCUGUGAAACGGUGGCUCAAUCUGGCGAACAACACCCGGUGGUUGAUCAUCUACGACAAUUACGACAACCCCAAAAUCCCAAGCAAUACAGAUUCAUUCGCCCUCGAUCUUCGUAAGUACGUUCCAGAGUCGCAUCAAGGUUGCUUGAUCGUCACGACUCGAUCCUCAGAGGUUAGAUUCGGUCAACAGAUGCGAAUUCGAAAACUGGAAACAAUAGAGGACAGCUUGGCCAUUCUGUCGCAUAGCUGUGAUCGAAGCCCGUUAGCAGACGACCCCGACGCAGUCAAGCUCGCGAAGAAGCUAGAUGGACUGCCUCUGGCUUUGGCCACUGCCGGUGCUUACCUGCGUCAAAAGUCCAUGACUUUUACAGAAUACUGUAAUCUGUACCAGGCGUCAUGGGCGAAGCUGCAACAGACCAGCCCGUCUCUGGACUCAUACGAAGAUAAGCAGUUGUACUCGACUUGGCAGAUCUCUUUCGAUCAGAUUCAACAAAGAAACGAAGCCGCGGCCCAGCUACUGCGACUAUGGGCGUACUUUGACAACGAAGACAUCUGGUACGAACUUCUCUGCUACAAGCACGCGAAAAGGUACUUCCCAGCAUGGCUUUGUAAGUUGACCGAUGAUGAGCUUGACUUCAACAGUGCAGUUCGGGUCCUAUGCGACCAUGGCAUUGUAGAUGCACAUCCUCCUACGCGUGGACAAACGAACGGGUAUAGCAUGCAUAGCUGCGUACAUUCGUGGACCCGAGAUGUUCUGAACGCCGAACCGGAUGAGCAUUUGGCAAGGACGGCCCUCUUUUGUGUCGCAAACUUCGUGCCGAACACAGAUUCUGCCGAAUGGUGGGUGAUCCAGCGGCGUUUGUUCAAUCAUGCCAACAGGCAGCUUCAUGGGCAUGCGAGUGUUGGAGACGAUGCAAGCUGGGCAUGCUACCACCUUGGUGUGCUCUAUCAGAACCAAGGCAAGCUAGCAGACGCAGAGGAGAUGUACAAUCGAGCACUACCGGGUCACGAGAGGAAACUAGGGCCGGAUCACGAAUCGACUCUUCUCACAGUUUGCAAUCUUAGCGUUGUCUACAAAAGGCAAGGAAAGCUUGCCGAGGCAGAGAAGAUGUGUGACCGAGCACUACAGAGCGCAGAAGGAACACUAGGGCCGGAACACAUGUUGUCGCUUAGCACUGUCCAUAAUCUCGGCGACAUCUAUAGAAAGCAAGGCAAGCUGGUAGAGGCAGAGAAAUUGUACGAACGAGUACUACAACGGGAAAGGAGGACACUAGGGCUGGAUCAUUCGUGGAAUCUUGCUACAGUCAACAAUCUCGGCUUGCUGUACGUUGACCAAGGCAAGUUAGCAGAGGCAGAAAAGAUGUACGACCGAGCGCUGCAGGGGGGGGAGAGGGCACUCGGUCUCAAUCAUCCGUCAACGCUAGACACUGUCUGUAAUCUCGGGACACUCUAUGCAAGUCAAGGUAAGCUGGUAGAGGCAGAGCGGAUGUAUCAGCGGGCGCUGCAAGGCUAUGAGAUGGCACUCGGUCUCGAUCACCUGUCAACGCUAGACACUGUACACAAUCUCGGUUUACUCUACGAGAAACAAGGCAAGCUAGUAGAGGUGGAGGAGAUGUAUCAGCGGGCACUGCAGGGCUCUGAGAGAGCACUCGGACCUGAUCACCCCUCAACGCUAGAGACUGUCCACAAUCUCGGUUGCUUCUAUCGCGAUGGCGAUCAAGGCAAGCUAGUAGAGGCGGAGAAAUCGUUUCAGCAGGCACUGCAGGGCUUCAUGAAGGCACUGGGACCCGAUCACCCGUCAACGCUGGCCACAGUCUUUGAGAUUGGCCGCCUCUAUGCAAAGCAACGCAGGCGGCCGGAGGCGGAGCAGAUGUAUCAUCGGCUAGUUGCGGCGCAGGACAAUCUUUCGACAGAUGUUCGUGAUGAGUUCGCAAUCUUCGAGCAAGAGCUGAGAGCACUGGGAGUGGAAAAAUUUCCACUACGAAGACUACAAGGAUCUAGUUCAAGCCAAGAGGAAGACGAUUUAGAAACAACCGAUCAGAGUCGGUCGGAUGAAGUACAAUCACACGAUGGAAGCCGGUCCGAUGAUUCACAAACAUCUGAUCAAGGUGCGAUUGAAGUGGGACGAGCAUCGAGAAAACGCCAAUUCGAAGAGCCGCAAGAAUCAAGAAAACGCCUAUGCGAAGUCCCACGAGUGCCCGAUCAACGCCGGUAUAAUUUACGGACUACUCGCCCACACUCCAGCAAGAAGUGAUACUCUUGAUGAUGUGGACCGGAGAUGUAGGACCAGCUGAAUUGCGACUUCGUCUGCGCGUUCCGCAGAGCCCAUCUUUGUUGACAAUGAGCAGGGGAGUGGCCUGGCAGAUUUUGUACAUUACAUCUGCAACGACAAGGAUCAAUACCGGAGGCGAGAAUAAAUGCUGAUCAUCGAGGGAAGAGCAGCGUGUCUUGGAAGUUGCAUCCUCGCGAUGCCUGAUGGGGAAGGCAUCGGGUCUGCUUCGUACUGCAAUUAGCAGUCCCAGCCAUGAGAACGUUGCUUAACGGGCAUCGAGCGACAAAGGUCUGGAGUGGCAUUUGCGGCAAGGUACAGGGAUCUAAAUUUUCAUAUGCAGGCCAGAGAAGUUGCUUCAUUGAGACCCGGUGAACGUCGAAGGCAGCGAACAGCAGGCCUCUUGCGCUUGCAUUCUUCAAUGGUAUUCAUGUCGAUUGUGGGACAUGACAAACAUCAGUCAAUGGCGAAGACACAGAUUAAUGCAGUAUUGGAGACGGAAUGGGACGCGAGGCAGAACGUUUAUACAACAAAGAGAUAUUGCACUCUCG
Molecule: messenger RNA, 4168 nt
Organism: Cercospora beticola
Lineage: Eukaryota; Fungi; Ascomycota; Dothideomycetes; Mycosphaerellales; Mycosphaerellaceae
Cellular component (GO): kinesin complex
Molecular function (GO): ADP binding; protein binding
Source: RefSeq, a predicted model, not a curated record